GAGACGCUUCUGAGUCGGCGCAGUGCUACACACGUUCACAUUGCAAUGGCAGGCGGAGAGUGAAACACGACACAUUGCAAUACUCUUUUACCCGAAACACAUUAAGGCUCUCAGACGACAUUAAGCAAAAUGUCUCGGCACAGAAAUGUCCGAGGGUACAACUACGACGAAGACUUAGACGAUGAUGACGUGUAUGGACAGUCUGUUGACGAUGACUACUGCAUUUCACCAGCAACAGCGGCACAGUUCAUCUACUCCCGGCAGGAGAGGCAAACACCCAAUGUGGAGCCUGUGGAGGAAGGGUUUGAAGAGGAAGAGGAGGUCCCCAUGUCCCCUACUGUCAGUCCCAGCCUCGACCCUCUUGAACAAGCCAAGCUUUUCUCCUGUCUGGACCAAAUGCGGGCUGUGCUUGGAGACACUGUCCCCGAUUCGGUUCUGACCCGGACCGCCCUGCGGUUCGGCUUCGACCCUCAGAAGUCCCUUGACGCGGUGCUGUCAGGAGAUAGCACUUCUUCUAAAACCACCAAUCACAGAACGGUACCAGAGGCACCAGCCCAGGAGGAGAAGACCCCGGCAACACAAAGAACCAAUCCAGAGGGUUUGGCGGCACCAAGACCAGAGAAAGGAGCUUGCUUUUAUUCAGCCGAAACAUCCACAACCGAGCCCACCAUGAACCCCACCGCACAAACAAAGCCAUGCAUGAAAGCCGGGACACUUCAUUUAUGUGACCUCCAAGCCCAGUCUAAAUUCGCUCCGGUGGUUCGCAGCUUUGAAAGGCAGACCCUUUCCAAGCAAGGCGAUGGGUCAAGUACUUGCGGUGGUGCCAGUCUGGCCCAGCUCAUGUCUGAACACGAGCAGAAGGGUCAGCCGUUGGGAAUGGGUUACCCGAGGCAGAGUUCGGGCCCGUCUUCAUUAGGUGCUCUCCUAGGCGGAGCUCCAUGCUCGGUGCCCCAGGCUGGUCUCUCAUUGGCGUCGCUUCAGAUGCCUUCACUGUGUCAAAGCUCGGGCAAACCCGCCCCUCCUCCCCCCUCACACCUUACAGCCUCAUUGGGCAGUUUGACCUUAGGUUAUUCUGAAGUUUUGAGUGCAAGUGUUGCUCAGAGUGGUCCUCCCCCUGGCUUUGGCAAUCUCAGCUCCGUCCUGCAGAGUAGCCGGUCAAUGGAAAUUGGAUCUCAAAGCAGAGUGCAGCAUCCUAAAGGAAGCCCCUCAUUGGCUGAUCUCAUCCAGGAACACUCACACCAAAGCCCAUCCUUGUACAGCUCCCUUUCCGGUGCUCAUAGCACUGUUGCUUCUGCAUUGCCACUGGGUAUAGUGGAAGCACAACCGAUGCUAUCACUAUCUCAGCUUGCCUCCUUGCACCAAAACAAGGACAUUUGCUCAAUGUCAAAAGAGGGCAAGCCCAGUCUUACCCUGUGUAACUCAAUAAACGCUGGUUCCCUAGGUGUAGGCGGGCUGCCUUCACUGUCGGCCCUAGGUUUGAGACAGGUACCCAAUCCAGCCCCGUCUCUGUUUUCAUUGGCUGAGACUGAAUCAACAGUGAAAACACCUCAUCAGCAGUCAGAAUCCCAGACACUCUCUCUGUUCCAGUUAGCUGCUCAACACAGAGUCACCAGCUCAGCCAGCUCCUACCCUUCAGAAUACUCCCUCCAUUCGCUGCUCAAAUCAAAGGAAACGUGUGAGGAAGACGUCGGGUUACCUGGAGGACUGAGGGAAACUAGGGCAACCCAACGUAAACCCUACACCAUGCAACUCAAACCAAGCAAAAACACUCCUGAGUCAGGUCAGACGAUUGACCUGAGCGCUCUCAUCGCGCAGUCGCGCGGCAUGGGUGCUCGUCACCAGGGCCACUCGCCCUUGCCUUUUUCCAAUGCAUUAGAGUUGAAGCCGUCGGUUUUCGCGAGACCUUCUGUAUUUGCCGUGAGUCUUUCCGUCAGAACUGCCGGCUGGAGGAGGGGCAAGCAAAGGCUGGGGAGAGUCAGCCAGCGGAAAGAUAACUACUACCAGGCUCUCCUGUGCAGCUCACACUCAGAGCCGGCCCCGGCCGAAGACCAUGAGGACCAACUGUCCCCAAUCGAGCCCUUCGGUUUUGACACCCCCUCCCCCGAUGACCUUGUCAGAGCCAAUCAGAAGAAGGCUUUUACCAGGUAGAUUUAGCAUGAAUGGAGUAAAUGAACUGAAGUAUAUGCUACUUCCGGCCUCGCCCGAACAUGUGAAUCAAGGCAAUCCAAUAAGUUUCAAACAUACAUUUCAAAUCCCUUUUGGCAGCUUGGAAAUCUUCAGCACUGAGUGACUUACAAAUAAUAAUUCCAAGAAUUUGUACCAAAUUUUAUUGUUUACUUUGUAUUACACAGCAUUCAUGGAUUAACUUUUUUUGUUACAUGCUUUUUUAACUGAGGUCUAUUUUUGUAUUUGUAAACGGUUGUUAAAUUUUAUCGAGAAUUUUACAUUUUUAAGUUUAAGUUCCUUAAACUGCAUCGGUUUUUUUAAGUUGUAGUUCAAUGAAGCGGCUGUGUGCAUCUCCUUCCAAAAGGGGUUGAUUUAUUCGCAGGUGUGAACCAGCUUUUGGAAUAUGGAUCAGUUAACCAAUGUUCUGGUUUUUACUUUUUCUGGUUCAUGGGGAGACAUUGUGGUGCAAAGAACACCUGUAGAAUUUCUCAUAUGCAGCACAUACAAAAAACUCAGUAUUAAGCAGAUGGGUAAUGCAAGUUUUACAUUUUACCAUUAUCAUUUUAAACAUUUUCUGUAUUAAUCACUAAUAAAAAUGUAACCUUGAAUGUAUGAAACAUAAUUUUUUUAAGAGCUAUGUUGAGGUGGGGAGUGGUUGGAUGAAGAGUGCAGGAAGUGCUUGUUUUUUUUCAAUUUCAAAGAUGACAUCAUUUAUAGAACCUACAAAUUCUGGCUGUGUGGAUCGUUGUGUAGGUUGCGAAAGAGCGAGUUUGUAAUUUUAUAAACAUGCACUGGAUUCCUCUUUUUGUAGUCUUUGUGUAUUUAGAAUACUAAUUACUUACUACUAAUACUAAUCACCUUUAGAGGGAACUGUUAAUUCAGGAUUUCCGACAAUAGGGUUCCAGACCAGCUUCGGUCUCUGAACUGCCGCACAUCAACGGUGAAACGUACCCUUAGUGUUAUCAUGUGAGCUCUAUACACAUAGAAAGUGGAUGCUGAAGCCUGCGCUUGGCUGUUGUCUGAUCGUCUUAAUUGUUUAUUUUCCUCUUAUAUUGCGUAUGCCAAAACCAAAGUAUCACUUGCCUUAAUGUGUGCAUGCCAAUGGAGCGGCAAGGUGUGUGUGUGUGUGUAGACUUCGCACCUUUUGCAGAAAGGUGAUGAGCAUGGACCCUGAGUGUGAUCAUCCUUUUGGCGAGGAAUGAGGAUAAUACUAUACUCACAGUCGGGUUGAGGAGACGGCAAGCCUGGAGAGUAACGAUCCGUCUGUUCUUUCAGACAGCGUCUCAUGAUGUUUUGAAAUGGAUUACAAAACUGUGUGCUCAAUGGCGGCAUGUUGUCGUGGGAUCUUGUCGACAUGUUUUACAACAAUAUAUGACCAGUUUUUACUGUUGAAAAGGUAAGGUGUGUGUGUGUGUGUGUGUGUGUGUGUGUGUGUGUGUGUGUGUGUGUGUGUGUGUGUGUGUGUGUGUGUGUGUGUGUGUGUGUGUGUGUGUGUGUGUGUGUGUGUGUGUGUGUGUGUGUGUGUGUGUGUGUGUCCAGUCACCACCGUGGCCUGCUCUUUGCAGCUGAGUGACUGCGUGGGUUUGUGCAGGAAGUCUGAAUUAUGGGGAAAAAUGUAACGCGGUACACAUUGUUUUGUUCAACAGCCAAUUACUUUUCACUCUUGUACGGCUGACACCACCUACGUAGGAAAGAUAUCGUCAUGGCUGUCAGCUUGUGAAGAUCAAAUCAUUUUGUUUUCUGCACGGUAUCUUCUUUGCAAGGCAUCCUUUUUGUGUGUUCUGGGGCAGACAUUGGAAAAACUCACUUUGCUUCUACUCAGAGGCUGGCCAGAGAAGGUUUUGGAGUUGCACAAUACUGAUUAUUUGUUGUGCUCUGGUACCUUCCACUGAAGUCAAAAGCCAGGAGGGAAAUGUAUCUCUGAAAUAUUUUUUUAAACUACAUACAAUGAAAAUAUAAAUAUCUUUCAAUUUGUUAAAAAAAAAAAGGCUAUAGGUUCAUUGAG
Molecule: messenger RNA, 4171 nt
Organism: Gadus chalcogrammus (walleye pollock)
Lineage: Eukaryota; Metazoa; Chordata; Actinopteri; Gadiformes; Gadidae
Gene: hbs1l
Product: HBS1-like translational GTPase
Exons: 5
Coding region: 130-2148 (672 amino acids)
Biological process (GO): translation
Molecular function (GO): GTPase activity; GTP binding
Source: RefSeq, a predicted model, not a curated record